This is a messenger RNA of Lolium rigidum, 1116 nucleotides long. Its product is annotated as GDSL esterase/lipase At1g28580-like. The transcript is spliced from 4 exons. Gene Ontology annotation, molecular function: hydrolase activity, acting on ester bonds. Bases 1 to 1116 code for a protein of 371 amino acids. Lineage: Eukaryota; Viridiplantae; Streptophyta; Magnoliopsida; Poales; Poaceae. The record is from RefSeq and is a predicted model, not a curated record.
AUGGGGAGUUUCAUGGGCCAGUAUCCCACUUCCCUGCCCGCUGUCCUCCUCGUCUCUGCUGUCCUCCUGCUUAACGCUGACCUAGGUUUGGGCGGCUGCUUCAAGCGCAUCUUCUCCUUCGGUGACUCCAUCAUCGACACUGGCAACGGUGCUUAUGCAGGCCGCAAUAGUCCUGGCCCGCUCAUGCAUCUCCCUUAUGGAAUGACCUACUUCCAGCACCCCACUGGCCGCAUCUCUGAUGGGCGUGUCAUCGUCGAUUUUUACGCUCAAGCAUUGGGCCUGCCACUGCUGCCACCGAGCAUGCCUCAGGCGGGCACAGGGCAGUUUCCAACCGGUGCCAACUUUGCUGUGUUUGGCUCCCUGGCGCUGUCCCCGGACUACUACAGGACCAAGUAUAACUUCACGAUGCCGAUGCCUUGGUGCCUCGACGGUCAGCUUGAUUCAUUCAAGAAGGUGCUCGCCCGGAUAGCUCCUGGAGAAGCUGCCACCAAGAGUCUUCUCGGCGAGUCCCUCGUCGUUAUGGGCGAGAUCGGCGGCAACGACUACAACUUCUGGUUCUUUGCUCGCCGCAGCCGUGAGAUCCCAGACAAGUACAUGCCCGACGUGAUUGCCCACAUAGGCGCCGGUGUCCAGGAGGUGAUCGAUCUCGGCGCCAGGACCGUUCUCGUCCCGGGAAACUUCCCCAUUGGAUGUGUGCCGACUUACCUGGGCGGUUUCAGGACCGACAACUCCACGGAUUACGACGACUUCCGCUGCCUCAAGUGGUUUAACGACUUCUCGCAGAGGCACAACAAGGCGUUGAAGCAGGAGAUCAGCCGGCUCAGGGCACAGAACCCCGGCGCGAAGAUCAUUUACGCUGACUAUUACGGCGCCGCUAUGGAAUUCGUCAUGAAUCCCCAUAGCCAUGGUAUCGAUGACCCUCUCGUGGCAUGUUGUGGCGGUGCCGGCCCAUACCACACUGGCAAGUCGUGCAACAACACGGCCACCAUCUGGGGCAACCCUGCCAAGUUCGCCAGCUGGGACCAGAUCCAUAUGACGGAAAAGGCCUACAGUAUCAUCGCCGAUGGAGUGCUGAACGGCCCAUAUGCGGACACACCGUUGCUCCAUGCUUGUUAG